UAUAAACCUCUUCAAACACAAAAAAGCUCCCGCUCUCUCUCCAGAAUUAAAACGUACAAACAAACGAACGAACGGCGCCGUUUUUCACAUGUCAAAUUCUCACGAAUCACGGCUGCCGGAACUGCCGCAGCCGCGGCUGCUCCGCCCGCUGUACAAGCAGAUGUCGUGGUCUCCAGACACAGAGAGAGAAGAGAAUUGGCUUCGAAGAAAAUCAAAGAACAGCAACCGGCGUAACAAGAGUGUUACGGCUGACGAUCUUGAGGAGCUAAAAGGAUGUAUUGAAUUAGGAUUCGGAUUUGGACAUGAAGAUAACGAUUUGGAUCCGAAGCUGUUUGAUGCUUUGCCUGCGUUAGGAUUUUAUUGUGCUGUUAAUAAACACUAUAGUAACAGUUUGUCCAGAUCAUCAUCUUCUUCGUCGAUUUUAUCUGAUAUUGAUACUGCUGCAACUAGCAGCGCUUCUUCUUCUUCCUCCUCUUCUUCUAUAGUCGAUCCAGGUGAUGAACCGGAGAUGGUAAAGAUGAAAUUGAAGCAGUGGGCUGUGGUUGUUGCUUGUUCGGUUCGGCAAAAUUCAGGAAAAUCAGAUUAAAAUCUUCUUCUUCUUCUUCUCUCAUAUAUAGAUUUAAUUAAUUAAUUAAUUAACUUGUUAUUUCAGUGUAAUAUACAUAACCAUGCAUUAAUUCAUUUAGUAUUAUUUUUACUUUGUUUUAAAGAAUUAGAGAUUCAGAAACAAUUAAUUGUUUUCUUUUUCAA
This is a messenger RNA of Ricinus communis (castor bean), 750 nucleotides long. Its product is annotated as zinc finger CCHC domain-containing protein 10. The record is from RefSeq and is a predicted model, not a curated record. The transcript has 2 exons. NCBI's taxonomy places the organism in Eukaryota, Viridiplantae, Streptophyta, Magnoliopsida, Malpighiales, Euphorbiaceae. The coding region runs from base 89 to 586 and encodes 165 amino acids.